Messenger RNA from Eurypyga helias (sunbittern), 2220 nucleotides. RefSeq names its product attractin (gene ATRN). The transcript is spliced from 16 exons. The record is from RefSeq and is a predicted model, not a curated record. Gene Ontology annotation, cellular component: Golgi apparatus. The annotation marks the transcript as partial. Lineage: Eukaryota; Metazoa; Chordata; Aves; Eurypygiformes; Eurypygidae. Gene Ontology annotation, molecular function: protein binding.
GACUAUUCUUAAAGACAGCAGGUUUUUCCGGUACUUGCACACGGCUGUGAUAGUGAGUGGAACCAUGCUGGUGUUUGGAGGCAACACGCACAACGACACUUCCAUGAGCCAUGGUGCCAAGUGCUUUUCUGCAGAUUUUAUGGCCUACGAUAUCGCUUGUGAUCACUGGUCUGUGCUUCCUCGCCCGGGUCUCCAUCACGACGUGAACAGGUUUGGGCAUUCCGCCGUGCUGUACAACAGCACCAUGUAUGUAUUUGGAGGCUUCAACAGCCUCCUCCUGAGUGACAUACUGAAGUACACCCCUGAGAGAUGCGAAGCCUUUGACAAUGAGACGGCCUGCUUGCGGGCAGGUCCGGGCGUGAGAUGCGUGUGGGCCACCACCCCUCCCCACUGCAUCCCCUGGGAAAUGGCCGUGGCAGAGCAGCAGCAGAAGGUCUUUGAGGACUGCCCUCCCAAGCCAGUUGUAGACAAUGAAAAAUGUGAUCAGAUUACAGACUGCUAUAGCUGUACAGCAAAUACAAACAACUGCCAAUGGUGCGCUGACCAGUGUGUCUCACUGCAUAACAACUGCACAGAGGAACAGGUUCCGAUAACUGUGUAUGACAACUGUCCGAAGGAUAACCCUGCCUAUUACUGUAACAAAAAGACAAGCUGUAAAAGCUGUGCCAUGGAUCAGAACUGUCAGUGGGAACCGAGGAAUCAGGAGUGCAUCGCUUUGCCAGAGAAUAUCUGUGGAACAAACUGGCACUUGGUUGGCAACUCCUGCUUGAAAAUCACGAACGCAAAGGAGAACUAUGAUCAUGCCAAACUGUCCUGCAGAUCCAGUGGUGCUCUGCUGGCUUCUCUCACGACCCAGAAGAAGGUGGAAUUUGUGCUGAAGGAGCUGCACAAGUUGCAGUCUUCGCCCAAAACUUUGACUCCGUGGGUUGGACUGAGGAAAAUCAACGUGUCGUAUUGGUGCUGGGAAGACAUGUCUCCCUUCACCAACACCCUGCUCCAGUGGCUUCCUGAUGAACCCAGUGAUGCCGGAUUUUGUGGGUACUUAGCCGAGCCUUUCCAGCAGGGACUGAAGGCAGCAACCUGUAUCAACGAGGUCAACGGCAGUGUCUGCGAAAGGCCAGCUAACCACAGUGCCAAGCAGUGCCGCACGCCCUGCGCCCUGCGGACGGUGUGCGGGGAGUGCACGAGUGGCAGCUCCGAGUGCAUGUGGUGCAGCAACAUGAAACAGUGCGUGGACUCCAACGCGUACGUGGCCUCCUUCCCCUAUGGGCAGUGCAUGGAGUGGUACACCAUGAGCAGCUGUCCGCCCGAAAACUGUUCAGGCUACUGCACAUGUGCUCACUGUUUGGAACAGCCUGGCUGUGGCUGGUGCACUGAUCCAAGCAACACUGGCAAGGGGAAGUGCAUCGAAGGCUCCUAUCGAGGUCCGGUAAAGAUACCAGCCCCGUCGGCAACAGGGAAACCCAGCGUGGAGCCCGUCCUUAAUGUCAGCAUGUGCCCUGUGGAGAGCAGCUACAACUGGUCCUUCAUACAGUGUCCAGCCUGCCAGUGUAAUGGGCACAGCAAGUGCAUAAAUGAAAGCAUCUGCGAGAAGUGUGAGAACCUGACGACUGGCAAGCACUGUGAAACUUGUAUCUCGGGCUACUACGGCGAUCCCACUAAUGGAGGAACGUGUCAGCCUUGCAAGUGCAACGGCCACGCGUCUGUCUGCAACACAAAUACAGGGAAAUGCUUCUGCACCACCAAGGGAAUAAAAGGAGAUGAGUGCCAACUGUGUGAAGUCGAAAAUAGGUAUCAGGGAAAUCCACUUAAAGGAACGUGUUACUAUACUCUUCUCAUUGACUAUCAGUUCACCUUCAGCCUUUCUCAGGAGGAUGAUCGCUAUUACACAGCAAUCAACUUUGUAGCAACACCCGAAGAGCAAAACAGAGACCUGGACAUGUUUAUCAAUGCAUCUAAAAACUUCAACCUCAACAUUACGUGGUCCACAAGUUUUGCAGCUGGCACGCAGGCUGGGGAGGAGAUUCCAGUUGUUUCAAGAACGAAUAUAAAGGAAUACAAGGACAGUUUCUCCAAUGAGAAAUUUGAUUUCCGCAACAAUCCAAACAUCACUUUCUUCGUUUACGUCAGCAAUUUCACCUGGCCGAUAAAAAUACAGAUUGCAUUCUCACAGCACAGCAACUUUAUGGACCUGGUACAGUUCUUUGUGACAUUUUUCAG